Telopea speciosissima is the source of this 2035-nucleotide messenger RNA. Its product is annotated as phosphoribosylaminoimidazole carboxylase, chloroplastic-like. Gene Ontology annotation, molecular function: metal ion binding; phosphoribosylaminoimidazole carboxylase activity; ATP binding. Lineage: Eukaryota; Viridiplantae; Streptophyta; Magnoliopsida; Proteales; Proteaceae. The record is from RefSeq and is a predicted model, not a curated record. Gene Ontology annotation, biological process: 'de novo' IMP biosynthetic process. Bases 11 to 1936 code for a protein of 641 amino acids. Gene Ontology annotation, cellular component: chloroplast. The transcript has a single exon.
AAGCCACAAAAUGCUUCUCCGGUGUCACUCUGCAGCAUUCUGUGGUCACCGGAAUUAUUUUGUGUUUGGCUCAGAAUUCAGAAAUCAACCUACAUAUCAUCAAAGGAAAGAAGUGGAUUUUCCAUUGGGAGUGAACAAUCGAGGAAGGGCUGAGUUUGGAUAUUCUUCUUCUGUGCAGAAGAAGAGUUGGAUCACUCAUUGCCAGGCAUCUAGUGAAGGUCAUGACAGUUCCGCUGAGAAGGGUGAUUUACCAGUCCAUGGACUCUCCGAUAUAGUUGUGGGAGUCCUGGGGGGAGGUCAGUUGGCUCGCAUGAUAUGUCAGGCAGCUUCUCAGAUUGGCAUCAAAGUAGCAGUUUUGGAUCCACACGAGAACUGUCCAGCAAGUGCGCUUUCCUAUUAUCAUAUGGUUGGAAGUUUUGAUGAUAGUGCUACGGUUCAGGAAUUUGCAAAAAGAUGUGGAGUAUUGACCGUGGAAAUUGAACAUGUUGAUGCAAUUACGAUAGAGAAACUUGAGCAACAAGGAGUAGAUUGCCAGCCCAAAGCCUCUACCAUCCAAAUAAUCCAAGACAAAUAUCUCCAGAAAGUUCAUUUUUCUAAGAAUGCAAUUCCAGUUCCUGAUUUUUUGCAGAUAGACGAUCUUGAAAGUGCAGAGAAGGCAGGAGAUUUAUUUGGUUAUCCUCUUAUGAUCAAGAGCAAAAGGCUAGCUUAUGAUGGGCGUGGAAAUGCCGUUGCUCACAGCAAAGAGGAGCUUUCUUCCGCUGUUGCUGCUCUUGGAGGAUAUAAUCGAGGCUUAUAUGUUGAGAAGUGGGCUCCAUUUGUAAAGGAGCUGGCUGUUAUUGUGGCAAGGGGAAGAGACAAUUCUAUUUCAUGCUAUCCUGUUGUUGAAACUAUUCACCAGGAUAAUAUCUGUCACAUUGUUAAGGCACCAGCUGAUGUACCAUGGAUGGUCAGAAGCCUGGCUACUGAUAUUGCAAAAAAGGCCAUUAGUUCAUUAGAAGGAGCUGGUGUGUUUGCGGUUGAGUUGUUUUUGACAAGGGAUGGCCAAAUUUUGCUAAAUGAAGUAGCUCCUAGACCUCAUAAUAGUGGGCAUCACACAAUUGAAUCUUGUUUUACUUCACAAUUUGAGCAGCAUUUGCGUGCUGUUGUCGGUCUUCCUCUUGGUGAUCCAUCAAUGAAAACACCAGCUGCCAUCAUGUACAAUUUACUUGGCGAAGAGGAUGGGGAGCCGGGGUUCUAUUUGGCAAACCAGCUGAUUGGAAGGGCGAUGAGAAUUCCUAGGGCUUCUGUUCAUUGGUAUGAUAAGCCAGAAAUGCGAAAGCAGAGGAAAAUGGGCCAUGUCACAAUUGUGGGCCCAUCUCUGGGCAUAGUGGAAAGGUGGUUGAAUUCAAUGCUAAGUGAAGGAAGUCUGGAAGAUCAGAAUUUCACUGCUCCACAUGUUGGUAUUAUAAUGGGCUCUGAUUCUGAUCUUCCAGUCAUGAGGGAUGCUGCAAAUAUUUUGAAUUCUCUUGGUGUGCCGAUUGAAGUGAGGAUAGUUUCAGCACAUCGAACCCCUGAACUGAUGUACUCUUAUGCUUUGUCAGCCCGGGAACGAGGAAUUCGGAUUAUCAUUGCUGGUGCUGGUGGUGCUGCCCACUUGCCUGGUAUGGUGGCUGCAUUGACUCCAUUACCUGUUAUUGGUGUUCCUGUACGUGCGUCUUCACUGGAGGGGCUUGAUUCUCUCUUAUCAAUUGUUCAGAUGCCAAGGGGUGUUCCUGUUGCAACAGUUGCAAUAAACAAUGCGAGAAACGCAGCUUUGUUAGCAACUAGGAUUUUGGCAGUGGGGGAUGCUGAUUUACAGGCUAGAUUAGUCCAAUAUCAACAAGACAUGAAGGAUGAUGUCUUGAGGAAGGCCGACAAGCUCCAGAAAGAUGGUUGGGACGGAUAUUCAAAUCCUUGAUCUCGAACAUACUUUUUUUGUAAGAUUCAAGUGGCUUGAGUAGUUUUAAAAUGAAUGAAGGAAUGAAUAUCGAAUUUUGAUUUUAUUCUUUGCAUGCAA